Aspergillus luchuensis is the source of this 915-nucleotide messenger RNA. RefSeq lists its product as uncharacterized. The transcript is spliced from 3 exons. The record is from RefSeq and is a predicted model, not a curated record. NCBI's taxonomy places the organism in Eukaryota, Fungi, Ascomycota, Eurotiomycetes, Eurotiales, Aspergillaceae. Bases 1 to 915 code for a protein of 304 amino acids.
AUGGAUAUGUAUGAUCCCAAGGAUAUAGGGGUGGGGAAUGACAUAACUGCCCUUGCACCUUAUUUCAGACUUGGCCUCGAUCUCACUCGGGCUCAGGAUGAGGAAGCGGAGAAGCCAUGGCAGAUUGACCAGGACCUUACCGAUGUUCAAAUACCAAAGAAUCUGGAGACUCUAUUGCCGGACUUCGCUUUAGGGCUCGGUACUGAACAUUGUGACGUGAGAUUGAUUCGGCCUCGACUGAGUGCAAUACUUAUGGUGUUGUUGGCCAAGGUCAUGCAGGAAGCUUGCACCAGUGGAGUUAACGAAGAAGACCCAGCAACUAAGUCUGCGUCCAACUCCGAGCGCCCUUCAGUUGACUAUUCAACGCCAUGCUGGAUGGUUGACCAGAAAAUUAUUCUUCCACCUGUCACUGACUUCGAAACUGAUACUAUGGAGAUUACUAUGCAUUUUCUUCUACUGUACGGCUGCCGCCCAACUUUGGAUACAAACGUCAUUGUGCUUCGGAAACAGACGAUCGUCCCCGAUGAGGGCUGGGGAGUCCUUGCAGCUAUGUGUAAGUUCAUUUCUACUCCCUUGUCAUUUCUAGAGUUGAUGGACAUUGAAUUCGGUCGACCAGCCGCUAUUCAUCGCCAGCGGAAAGAGGCAGGCGAUAACGGGGACAUUUACGGAAUCCAUACCGAUACCUAUACCUGGAAUUUCUUCCACCUGAACGAUAGCGGCAAGUAUUCAACCAAAUUGAAUUUGUCCUGGUACUUGGACCAAAAGGAGGUCAUCGGUCGCCUCUGCCACAUAAUAAGAGAAGCUGCAACUCUCUCCCGAGAAGUAGGCGGUAGGGAUCCUAUGCUGGGUGUCUUUGAGUCAGAAACCGAAGACAAAAGUGAUGACGAGAAGUCUGAUCAAUGGUCGCUCUACUAA